Molecule: messenger RNA, 1780 nt
Organism: Phyllostomus discolor (pale spear-nosed bat)
Lineage: Eukaryota; Metazoa; Chordata; Mammalia; Chiroptera; Phyllostomidae
Product: olfactory receptor 8B12-like
Exons: 2
Coding region: 556-1491 (311 amino acids)
Biological process (GO): G protein-coupled receptor signaling pathway; sensory perception of smell
Cellular component (GO): membrane
Molecular function (GO): G protein-coupled receptor activity; olfactory receptor activity; odorant binding
Source: RefSeq, a predicted model, not a curated record
CUGGAUCUUUCAGAUGAGGGUGCUGGGACAGAAAAAGUGGUCAGUAUACAUAAGUGCUCAGUAUAAGAAUUCUUUUCCCAAGUGCUUUCUUUUAAAUUGUACUUAAAAAGAUGUAUCCUGAAUGAAAGGAAAGGUCAUUAAGAGCCCUGUCAGGCACUAUCAAGGGCAUAAACAAACAUUUCCUCUUCCUUAGGGAACAGGUAUCCUGAGGGAGCCCCUGUAUCUAGGUCACUGUGGUCUCUAAUCCAGAAGAACACUGUUUGUUCUACAGUUAUCCAUGGACGUUAUAAAAGUGCUGUUCCAUCCCUGAAAGCUGACCUGGAGGCUCAGACAAAGAAUGUCAGAGACCAUGUUCUUCAGCUCAACAGGAGAACCAAGACAAACUAAAGGCUUUGAAUUUUAAAGGAGAGAGACAGAAGCAGCAGAGCAUUCUGAGCUCUGAGUAGUCCCCUUCUUGUCACCAGGGCCAUCCCAGUCUCCAUGAGAGAGAUGGGUGGGAGCCAGUAGAGCCCAGCACUGUGACUGCAGGCAGAAGGAGGACCCUCCCAGAGGAGGAUGGCUGCAGAUAACACCUCCUCUGUGACAGAGUUUAUCCUCGCAGGCUUAACAAACCAGCCAGGACUCCAGCUCCCCCUCUUCUUCCUGUUUCUGGGCUUCUACAUGGUCACUGUGGUGGGGAACCUGGGUUUGAUGACACUCAUUGGGCUGAACUCUCACCUGCACACCCCCAUGUACUUUUUCCUCUUCAACUUGUCCUUCAUUGACUUCAGUUACUCCUCUACCAUCAUCCCCAAAAUGCUGAUGAGUUUUGUCUCAAAGAAGAACGUCAUCUCCUACACAGGGUGUAUGACUCAGCUCUUCUUCUUCUGUUUUUUUGUUGUUUGUGAAUGUUUCAUCCUGUCAGCAAUGGCAUAUGACCGCUAUGUGGCCAUCUGUAAACCACUGUUGUACACGGUCACCAUGUCUCCUCAGGUGUGUCUAUUUCUUUUGCUGGGUGUCUAUGGGAUGAGUGCUUUGUUGGAUAUAGCUCAUACAGGUAAUAUACUGUUUCUGACCUUUUGUGCAGACAACCUUGUCAAUCAUUAUAUGUGUGACAUCCUUCCCCUCCUUGAACUCUCCUGCAAUAGCUCUUACAUGAAUUUGCUGGUGGUCUUCACUUUUGUGGGCUUUGGCAUUGGGGUGUGCAUUGUGACCAUUUUUCUCUCUUAUGGCUUCAUUCUUUCCAGCAUUUUCCACAUUAGUUCUACUGAGGGCAGAUCCAAAGCCUUUCGUACCUGCAGUUCUCACAUAAUGACAGUUUGUCUCUUCUUUGGAUCAGGAACUUUUGGAUACCUUAAACCACCUUCUGCUGUACCCCUUGACCAGGGGAAAGUGUGUAGUCUGUUCUAUACCAUUGUGAUGCCCAUGCUGAACCCACUAAUCUACAGCCUGAGGAACAAGGAUGUCAAAUUAGCCAUGAAAAAAACCUUGGGCAGAAUAACUUCCUCUUGAAAAAAAUUUGGAAAUUGAGAAUAGGAAUCAGAAUUUUUGAAUUAGAGUGCUGUUAUUAUUUUAUCAUCAUCAUCAAUAAGGAAUUCAAACUUCGUGCUUUUGGGUUCUAUAUUGAAAGGAAAUUUUAACUCUCUUUCCCAAAUGGAUUUAUUCUCUCUCAUCAUCACCCCAACUCUUCCUUCUUUAUUUUAUGAAAAUAUUUUCUGCAAUUAUACAGUAUGCAGUAUUGAAUUAGGAUUCAGAAUCAUUUCAUUUAGUCUGAAAAUAUGAAACUACCUCCUGGCAGAGC